AUGGUAGCACAAACAACUAUGUUUCAUGUUUCUACCAUUGCCCUCAAUCCUCAACCUCACACUUUCCUCUCUCCCUUUCCAGUCUCCACCUCUUGCAACUUCAAACUGUCACAAACUCUCCGCUACCCCAGAAACUCCAAUCGCCGGUCUCUGUCGCCAUCGCUGUAUGCGACAUCCCAAUUCGACGAUUUUGAAGAAGACGUCAUCGGUGACUGUGUCGUGUUCGAGGACGGCAUCUUCGAUGACCCCCUUUUCCACAACUCCGAUGCUCUUCCUGUUGAUAAGCCCAAGCUUGACAAGCCCAAGCCCAGUCGGAGAAAAAAGGUGGAGGAGAACUUGGGGGAGAAUUUGGUUCCGGACAAAUGGCGAGAGAUUCAGGCGGAGAUAAACAUCACUAAGAAAGAGAGGCGUAAGAUAGCGCGGGAAAUAGAGUUCAACAGCAAGGUGGAGAAGAAGAGAAUAGGGUUGAUUCCCCUAAGGGAUAUGAACUUGGAUGACUACAAGGCUUAUAAGGAGGCCAGAUUGGCGCAGAUGAAACUUCUCGCUUACUCUUCUAGUUCUCCGGUGAACGAAGAGGUUCCCCAACCUGAAGCUGAAUUGAAUCAUGACGAAGAGGUUCCUGAACCGGAAUUGAUCAGCGAACGUGUGGAGCCCAAGAAUCCUAGAUGGGCUGUUUAUGGGAGGGGUUUGGAGGAUGUCAGUGAGUUUUUCAAUAGUGAAAACUAUGACCCUGCUGCUAACACCACUCAAGGUAAGCGGAAGCUGUUAACCAAGGAGGAGAAGUUUUUAUUGAAUAAGCGAGUACCAGACUUGGCAACUGCUACUUCAGAUAAAUGGCUUCCCCUGCACACUCUUGCUGCUUGUGGAGAAUUUCAACUUUUAGAUUCUCUGUUGAAGCAUAAUGUUGAUAUCAAUGCUGUGGAUAAGGAUGGUUUGACUGCCCUUCACAGAGCUAUAAUUGGAAAAAAGCAGGCCAUAACCAAUUAUCUCCUCAGAAACUCAGCUAAUCCCUUUGUACAGGAUAGAGAGGGAGCCACAUUGAUGCACUAUGCUGUACUAACAGCUUCUACCCAGGCAAUUAAAAUACUCUUACUGUAUAAUGUGGAUAUAAAUCUCCAGGACAAUUAUGGCUGGACACCAUUACAUCUUGCUGUACAAGCUCAGAGAACAGAUUUAGUGAGGCUUCUGUUGAUUAAAGGUGCUGAUAAGACAUCAAAAAACAAGGAUGGUUUAACUCCACUUGACCUUUGUCUUUACUUUGGACAAAGUGCCAGAACAUACGAGCUAAUCAAGUUGUUCAAGCAGCCUCUAAGGCGAGGAAAACAUGUAUCAAGACGAUAA
Molecule: messenger RNA, 1341 nt
Organism: Sphenostylis stenocarpa
Lineage: Eukaryota; Viridiplantae; Streptophyta; Magnoliopsida; Fabales; Fabaceae
Source: the annotation of a GenBank genome assembly